AGAGUUUUUCACUGGCGAGUUUGUACCUUGCAAUACAAAUCGUUCGUAAGUAUUAUUGUUUUGAUUUUUAAAUUAUUUUCUGUUUGUCCUAUAUUUACACAACUUUUCAAAUAUAAACACAAGGUCCCUCGAGACCUUGUACAAUAAAUAUUAGCACGAAUGAUAAUGCUUUCUUAAGUUAUCAAAAUUUAUGCGCCUUUAGGCGACAAAAUCGAGAUUAUACAAAAAUCUUUAGUUCGCAUUUGUUAUACUGACGUUCUAACGCUAGUACUGACGUUCUAACACUAGAAGAUGUUUUUGGAAAAGAAGAUCUGGUAAAUGUUUAAAAUGUACAUGAUGUUAGUCAACACGAACAGACGCACCAAGGAUUCGACAAGCCAGUUGAAAUUAUAUUGUGCCGUCGAUCUCAUGCCGAUUUUUGCGCGGGCUUUGUUUAGUUUCCACUGGUGAGAAUUUUGCCGAUGUAUUAAUCUUUGGAUUCGUUUUGUUCUUAAAGAACUUUUCAAGUGAUUGCCUGCGUAUCUGUCCUGCCAGUGCAGUGGGGAACGAUAUUUUAUUUAUUCAUGAUUAGCGUCGCGAUUGAUAAGCGGUCCGAUCAGCGCUUGGUGUUGUCAGAACUGGUGGUUUGGUAUCGACGCUUGACUUGACAACCGGGCAAGCCCAAGAAAAUAUAGCGAAAGCGAAGCACUCAGGAAAUCAGCCGUAGGUGAGCCACAGUUUCGAUUUAACGGUGGGAAUCCUGAAGUGAUUUUAAUUCUCAGACGAGCCACAAAUGAAUAAACCGCUGUGUAAUUGAGGGAGACGUCGUCAUCGAUCAAUUUUAUCGCUGAGAGAAACGAAACAAGGAGUUGUUAAUCCGCCACAAUAACUAAAUUUCACAAUGCAUUUGAAGGCGUACAAACAGGUUCAACAACCCAACGAAAUGAAAGAAAGAACGCCGAACAGCUCUAACGAAUGGGAAAAUAACUUUUCAGCGUGGGAUCACAUAAAGAAAACUGCAAAUGUAAAAGAGAACUCUGAAGAGGCUCACAAGACAAAAUACGGCUUGUCAAGCAACCAAAUGCCCGAAGUGUUCAGGACGCCAUUCAUCGUGUCUGGUUAUCGACGACCCGGGUUAACCUUCUGCGAAUGUAUCAAAAGUCUGCUCCGAUCUUCCAACGAAACUAUCAACUUCUGGAGCCACCUGCUCGCUCUGGUACUGUUCGUGUCUGUAAACAUGACCUCCUUACCUAUGACUGACUCGUUUUUCCUGCCGCUGAUCUCCUUUGCCAUGGGAAUUUCGGUUCUAUAUUUAAUGAGUUCCUCUGCACAUCUCUUCAACUGCAUGUCGGAGGAUUCCCAUAGAAUUUGUUUUUUCUUUGAUUACGCGGCUAUCGGGUUUUACACGUUCACCGCAGGGCAAGCAAUGUUUUUCUACUCUAGGACCGCGGGCGCGUCUACUUGGGCGCUGCACGAUUCACUAGCCAUUUUCCAGUCUGUUUCGACGUUCUUUUCGUUUUUCAUAACUUUUUUGUGUUGCGCAUCGAACCAUCCACGUUGUAAAGAUUACAAAGCCGUGCUGAGGGUCGCCGUCCUUGCGGUAAACUGGCUUGUUAUCACAUCACCCUACACGGUCCGUAUUUUGUUAUGUGAAAACGCCGACCCAGCGUAUAACGGCAUAUCCAAGGUGUAUUUCAAACGCCAUGUUAUCUUCUGCGGUUUAGGCGCUGCGUUGUACGCUGCGAGAGUUCCAGAGCGUUUAAUGACGGGUGUGUUCGAUAAUUUUGGCCAAAGCCACAACUUGGCCCAUAUAUUGAUCGCCAUGGGUAUCCAACAGGCGUUCAACGCGGCCCAAGUGGAUCUUCAAGAAAGGAGAACAGCUCUGUUAGAUCGUUUUUCUUCACAGCCCACUCUUAUGAACACAGUCGGCGUAGCCAUGUUUGUUCUGUUUGGACAUGUUGCCAUUGUUUUGUGGUGUGCGAGAAAACUGCGAUCGAUUUCUGUAAAGCACAAACCUGAAAACUGACAAUUAAAUAUCGCAUGAAUUUAGGACCAUGAUUUUAGGCUUUUUCUUAAGGCUUCAAAGAGUAAAUUGCUUUUCUUCGAAGCUCCUUGGACUUUCUUCAAAAACGGAUGAGAGGUACAAGAUCUCUCUUGUAGAAAAACCAAACAAAAAAACAUAGGAAUCUGUUUUUUUCCCUUUUUGAUGUAGCUACGUAGCGAUGUAUUGACUUGUUCUCUGCAGCCUGCAACAUUAUCCUCGGCGUGAGGAAAACCACAAAACAAAAGCUCUUUAUGAAGGGAAAUUACCAAAUUAGGUUUUAGCCACCAAUUACGCGUUGUGGGCCAAUUGUUUGUUGCCGCUUUUUCAUUGUCACGCGGUUUAAAACAAUGUAACCGCCAUUGAAAUCGAGAGCGAUAUUGCUGAGCCUUCUUUUGAAAUCGACCUUGUGGACCAUUAAACAAUUAACAAUGCAUACUGAUGUUAGGUGGAGAGGAUUAAAAGAAUGAGAGUUAGUAAGAACAAAGUAAACGAGCACGGAUUACAAAUGAUCAAGUUGAAGACUUUAGGCUGAAUAUUCAUUUCAAGAUACACUAAACCUUCACGCGCAACAUACUUAUAUUUUUUCCUAACCUUUUUUUUUUUUUUUUUAUAUCAUAUGAUAUUUGUUUUGUUACUUUUGAUGCUUAAGGAUGUGAGAGAGCCGACAUUUUUUCCUCAUAUUAUGUUUUUUACGUAGUAUUGAUAGGUGACUAAGACCAAGCAUACCGUUGAAGUUUAUUGUGGCGAUAGAUAGUCUUUUCCAAGCCGUUAUAGUGUUAUGAACCCUCGCGUAUUGUUGGGAGAACACAAAUCGCGGACCGUGACGCGGGUGAUUGUUAAUCAUUUUCAACGUUUUACAAAGAUCCCGUGAGUGUUUACCAUGGUUUAAACCCUAG
This is a messenger RNA of Stylophora pistillata, 2919 nucleotides long. Its product is annotated as membrane progestin receptor gamma-B-like. Gene Ontology annotation, molecular function: signaling receptor activity. Gene Ontology annotation, cellular component: membrane. The record is from RefSeq and is a predicted model, not a curated record. NCBI's taxonomy places the organism in Eukaryota, Metazoa, Cnidaria, Anthozoa, Scleractinia, Pocilloporidae.